GCUUACAAGAAUAUGAAAUUAAACUUACAAGGUACAGAAUAUACAAUAUACAAUAAGCAAGAGAACAAUUCAUAAGCAAGAGAAGCUUACAAGAAUAAGGACUGGAGUCCAAAUAAUCAAAAAGUGAACCGCUUAUCAAAAACAAACAACACUAGUCACAUUGCAAUAAGAUAGAAAACAGAAUUCAUAAAUUGAACAUCCAAACUGAAGAAAAAUAGAAAAACCCAGCUAACAAAAAAUCCAAAACUAGGGGUUCUUCAAACCCAGAUUUGAUAGAACAUAAGAAAAUAGAAGAAACAGAGAUAAUAGCAAUAUAAAACAGAAAAAACUCACUCAGAAGACAUUAAUGGCAGAACCAAGGGCAAGGAGGAGGGCUUACCUCAACUUAUACGACGGCAGAACAAUGGCAACAAUGGAAGGUCGAGGCAAAGAGAUAGAGGCACAAAGCAGAGUGAAGAUGAGCUUCGGCAAGCCACCGAUGAGCUUCGGCGAGCCACCGACGAGCUCCGGCGAGAGCAGAAAAGAAUCCAAAAAGAUAUACUCCAGCGGAGACUAGUUGAGUCAAUAGCGCAGCAGCAACAGGUAGAGCCGUUGAGGCAGAGAGAUAGAGGCGCGAAUCAGAGUGAAGAGGAGAAUAGGAUUUCGAGUUUUUGACGAGGUCCGGCGAGCCACCGACGAGGUCCGGCGAGAGGCAGAGAAGAAGAACUAUUGACGGUAGCGUAGAGAAAGAUGGAACAGGUGUAAGGUUGAGGUUGAGGUUGAGGGUUGAAUGCUGAAGGGAUUAGGGAAUUAGGGAUUAAAUGAAAUUAGGGGUUUUUCAAAUUUGAUUUUAGUUUUAGUUAACCAAUUAAAAAUUAAUUUUUUAAAUUUUGUUUUAAUUAACCAAUUUUAAUUCCUCCUUAAGCAUCCUUCUUCCAAAUUCCAAAUUUCAUCUAUGGCAUCCACCUUCUUCAACAACCUUCUCGCAACACCCAAAGGCCAAAGCACGUCCUAUCCUAUGCACUGCAACAACCCAUGCAACCUGCCACCUACUCCCCAACUCCUCCCAACCGCCAACUUCGGACCCCUCACAGCGGGACUGCUCACAAGUUCUUUGAGGGAUGUACUUCAAGGUCUCCAUUCCCGAACGGCGCCAGAGCUUCUAUUUUAUUUACUCUGUCGAGAGCCCUUCGAGGUGACACAGUACGGACCUAGGUUCACCGGCGUCAGCGCGCAGAUUCUUGGUGCUGAUGACAAGUACAUUUGCCAGUUCUCAGAGGAAUCGCAAAACUUCUGGGGAGAUGGUCAUGAACUGAUUCUGGGAAACACCUCUGUGGCCAAGAAUGAUUUGAGACCUCCAAACAAGGAGCUUCCCCCUCAGGAAUUUGAUAAUAAAAUGAUGGAAGGUUUUCAAGUUACCCCGCUUUGGCAUCAAGGUUUCAUUUGUGAUGAUGGAAGGUCAAAUUAAGUGGAGACAGCUCGUUGGGAAUAUAGUACGCGUUCUGUUUAUGGUUGGGGCGAUGUUGGGUCUGCACAGAAGUCUACAGCUGGCUGGCUUGCAGCUUUUCCUGUUUUUGAACCUCACUGACAAAUAUGCUUGGCGGGUGGAUUAUCAACAAGCAUGUGCUAAUACUUACUAGUUUGACUAUUCACUUGUUAAUUUAUAUCGUGAUCUAGUACUCUUCAUUUCUUUUAUGGGCUGAAUGAAACAUGAUAAUUUAGUUUGCCAAAUUUAUGAGUCUAUUAUGGUUCUAAACUACUAAUGUCAUUUGCCAAAUUGAUUGACAUAUAUAGUCUUUUGCUACCUAUAAAAUACUAAACAUCAACUAUAUUGUAGUGAUGAAAGGAUGUAAUUGUUGCUAGAGCCACAGUGUGAUUCUGUAAAGGAAAAGAGAAAAUGAUGUCAUUUACAUUUCAUAUUUGUGCUGAGACUAGAUUGACAGCAUCAUGUUUGAUAGUCAUCUGUGAAUAACCUUUCUGCUUUAAAAUUUAGUUACUCUUGUUUGUAAAUUUAACAUUUAUGCCGUCUUGAAUUUACUUUAUAUGAAUAUUAAAUCUCAGGUGGGAUAGAGUGGGAUGGCGAGAAGAUUGAGUUUAAUAAUGCCCCAUUUUAUUCAGAAAAGAAUAGGGGUGGAGGAUUCCUAAGAAGAUGGUUUUGGGUUUAAUGUAAUGUCUUUGAAGGUGGUAGCGGAAAAAUUGCACUUACAGUUACUGGUGGUUUGAGGCAAAUUUUUGGAAUAAUAAAGAUUUAUGAAAAUACUGCACUGGUAACUUUGUACUGCAUCAUGUGGCUCUUGUAAUUAUAUUUACUCCAACUUUUUGUAAUACCAAGAUAUUUGAUUGUUCUCCUUCCUUGUGUUAUUUGAAUGAAACAUGUUAGUUUUAAUUUUUAUU
Molecule: messenger RNA, 2373 nt
Organism: Arachis ipaensis
Lineage: Eukaryota; Viridiplantae; Streptophyta; Magnoliopsida; Fabales; Fabaceae
Product: tocopherol cyclase, chloroplastic-like
Molecular function (GO): tocopherol cyclase activity
Source: RefSeq, a predicted model, not a curated record